UUACGCCAUCUGAUGGCGUCAAAAACAUUAGUUAGUCGGGCAGAAUGUCCCCUUUACGUCUUUGGAGUCUUAACGCCGGAUAUUUUCUAAACAAGGGAUUAUUGCUAAAGUCGGCAUGUGCAGCAUGCUCCAGGACUGCAGGAUACUCGGCAGGAGGGCAGGCGAAGGAUAAGGCACCACUUCGGAAGGCAAAAACGCCCCAGGGAAAGUUCGAUAUGGACGAGCAGGACUCCAAGACUAACGACGUCUUUGAAAAGUUCCCGAACGAUGUGAAUCCAUACACAAAAGAGAUGGGUGGUCCCAGAGGUCCUGAGCCAACACGGUAUGGUGACUGGGAGAGAAAGGGACGUUGUAUUGACUUUUAGCUGAUCUCAGCAAAGCAUGUUAAUAAUUAUUCGUUAAUAAUAGUAUGUGCACUCUUGUGUAUUAAAGAUAUGGAGCUCACCAGGGACUGUUCAUCCUGUUGGGUAUCCCUAUUGCAGGAUUAUCAUGUAAUACAUUUUGACCACUGAACUUGUUCAUUAGUUCAUGGUCAUAUGUUGCCUUUACAUCUGUAACAAGUGUAACUUUAACAUAAAUGUUUUGGUUUUUUUUCUAAAAAUGUCUUGUCAGCAUUGCAUAGUGCUGAAAAAUGUAUUUCUCUAUGCAGAAAUUAAAACAGUAUAUGAUUGCUGAGUA
Molecule: messenger RNA, 678 nt
Organism: Electrophorus electricus (electric eel)
Lineage: Eukaryota; Metazoa; Chordata; Actinopteri; Gymnotiformes; Gymnotidae
Source: RefSeq, a predicted model, not a curated record